AUUUAGGGCGCAUGCGGCGAUAGAGGUCUCAGCUCUCGCGAGGUUUCGUCUUCCGGGAAUCGCAGGGGGACAUUCUCCGUGAACGGUGUGGCGAUGUGUGGGGACUGUGUGAAGAAGGAGUACCCCAAUCGGGGAAACACCUGUCUGGAGAAUGGAUCGUUCUUACUGAACUUCACAGGCUGUGCGGUGUGCAAUAAGCUGGAUUUUAUGCUGAUCACAAACAGAUCCCUGAAGGAGGAAGAUGGAGAGGAAAUAGUUACCUAUGAUCAUCUGUGUAAGAACUGUCAUCAUGUAGUGGCCAGACAUGAGUAUACCUUCAGUAUCAUGGAUGAAUUUCAGGAGUACACCAUGCUGUGUCUGUUGUGUGGCAAAGCUGAAGAUACUAUCAGUAUUCUCCCUGACGACCCCCGACAAAUGACUCUGUUGUUCUAAGCUUCCUGCGGGUCUGUUCUCACUGUGCUGGCUUCGUUUACAAUAUAGCAGGCCUAAUGGUUUGUCUAAUAACGAAA
Molecule: messenger RNA, 509 nt
Organism: Peromyscus eremicus (cactus mouse)
Lineage: Eukaryota; Metazoa; Chordata; Mammalia; Rodentia; Cricetidae
Gene: Churc1
Product: churchill domain containing 1
Exons: 4
Coding region: 94-432 (112 amino acids)
Biological process (GO): multicellular organism development; fibroblast growth factor receptor signaling pathway; positive regulation of DNA-templated transcription
Molecular function (GO): zinc ion binding
Source: RefSeq, a predicted model, not a curated record